GAAUUGAGUUUGGUGAUUGUUCCCCAAACAAUUUUCUCCAAUGACGAAUUGGAGGAGUUUAUGUCGCAAAUCAGAGUCAUGGCUCUCCACUACAUCGAAAUCAUCUGCGGUUGCACAAGCACUCGCUUCGGAGACAAACUCGGGCUCCUCAGAAUCGCCGACGAUGGCUCCAUCCUCGCUAUCUGCAACUGUAACGAAAACUGCAAUCAAGUGUUCACUUCACCUGUUGAGUUCGCAAAGCAUGGAUCUAGGGCUUCCAGUGUGUCAAACUGGAGAUCUAAAGUUUGGGUUCGGAAUUGCAACGGCAAGAAGACAAAAUUGUCGAAAACUUGUUUACUGAGAUACUACAGAGGAGAUGAAUACCGAAGGCCGUACAAUGAAGUCGGUCAUCGUGACCAGUUCUUGAAUUGCAGUGCCUGUAACAAGCUGCGACGGUUUGAACUUCGGACGAAGGAAGCAUGUCGAUUGUAUCAUGAUGCUGUAGCUAGACCAAAUCGUACUUGUUACGAUAUGAUACCAGGCCGUUCAGGUGGACAUGUGACAAUCUCGAAGAAAGGAAAAGCUCAAUGACCCGAACCGGAUGCCGAAAAGACCUUUGGUGCGAGGGUUGCGUCCAUUGUGUGUGUUUUGGAUGCAAUAU
This is a messenger RNA of Cynara cardunculus var. scolymus (artichoke), 640 nucleotides long. Its product is annotated as protein ULTRAPETALA 2-like. The transcript is spliced from 3 exons. NCBI's taxonomy places the organism in Eukaryota, Viridiplantae, Streptophyta, Magnoliopsida, Asterales, Asteraceae. Gene Ontology annotation, cellular component: nucleus; cytosol. The record is from RefSeq and is a predicted model, not a curated record. The coding region runs from base 61 to 570 and encodes 169 amino acids.